Peronospora belbahrii is the source of this 264-nucleotide messenger RNA. The record is from the annotation of a GenBank genome assembly. Lineage: Eukaryota; Oomycota; Peronosporomycetes; Peronosporales; Peronosporaceae.
AUGAUUGACCGUCGCUAUCAUCGCUCGUUGCAGGUAUUCUCGUGUAUAGCGUGCACUGCAAUGACGAUCAAGCUGGUAUUGUUUACUGACUAUAACUCACAAAGAGGUCAUAGAGAGCGCGAACACGUCUUUUCGGGGAUCCAACAGUACACGGAUAAGCAAUUAGACAAGUUUUUUGGUGUAGAGGAUAUUAAGAAGCAGGCUCAACUCGAUCAACAGUCGAAUGAUGCUUUAUCCAACUCUGAUUCAGACAAGAAGGAAUAG